Raphanus sativus (radish) is the source of this 623-nucleotide messenger RNA. RefSeq lists its product as uncharacterized. Bases 62 to 604 code for a protein of 180 amino acids. The transcript is spliced from 3 exons. The record is from RefSeq and is a predicted model, not a curated record. NCBI's taxonomy places the organism in Eukaryota, Viridiplantae, Streptophyta, Magnoliopsida, Brassicales, Brassicaceae.
GUUGAGGAGCCGAAUCAUUCCAGAGCAGUCAAUAGUCAAGUGGUCUCAGAUCAUCGAUGAAAUGGAAGAUCAGUACUGUGCUGUUAUUCGAGAAGAGAGGUUUCAUUUCUCAUCAUUCAAAGAACUUGCUAUUCAUGCAUUGAUCAACUUAAGGUUUUUAGGUGCUUUCAGGGAAGACAGAGAUCUAAGAAAAGCUGAAGUGGAAUUUGCAAAGGCGGAGAACAUGACUGAACAAAGCGAUGAAAUAUAUGCACGCCCAAAGAGGACUUGGUUCAUGAUAGAGAAGGAGAUGAAGCUCGUGGCUAAAGCUGAAAAGGAUUCUGCAGGGAACCCUUGUGGAAACGAACUAAUUAGUGCUGAUAUAGCAGAAGACCUCGUAAUCAUUUAUCCUCAUAAUCUUCUUCCUAGAGAACUUACAAUAUUCAGGAUACCGUACUUGACAAGAAACCCAAUGAGAGGAAAAAGUAACAAAUGCAAGUACACACCAGUGUUGUCUUUGCUAAGGAAACAUACUACAAUUUGUAUAAUUAUCCCUGGAUCAGAAAUCUUGCAGGCGGGUAAACCUGAAAAAAGAAAAAGAACAAGAGUAAGUAACAAUACCUAAUCUCAACAUUUAUACCAAA